Capra hircus (goat) is the source of this 1434-nucleotide messenger RNA. It is a transcript of the gene YEATS4, whose product is annotated as YEATS domain containing 4. The transcript is spliced from 7 exons. The coding region runs from base 268 to 951 and encodes 227 amino acids. Lineage: Eukaryota; Metazoa; Chordata; Mammalia; Artiodactyla; Bovidae. The record is from RefSeq and is a predicted model, not a curated record. Gene Ontology annotation, biological process: regulation of DNA-templated transcription.
GAGCUCGUGGCGCCUGCGCACACUUCGCCGCUGCCGCCCACUCCAGAUCCGACCUUACCGAGAGCAGAGCUGAAUGGGCUUCCGGGACGCCGUCCCCGGCGAGGAGUUGGCGCUUCCUAGGCGACCGGAACCCCGCUGACUCGUCCUCCUUCGACCAGAAACCCUCCUCCUGGGCCCGCGCAGGAGGAGUGGGGUCUCUGAGGGAGCGGCGAGCCCGCCGGCCCCGGUCUCUUUCCCUGGCGGCUGCGGCUUCUACCGUAAGACAAUAUGUUCAAGAGAAUGGCCGAAUUUGGGCCUGACUCCGGCGGGAGAGUGAAGGGUGUUACUAUCGUUAAACCAAUAGUUUAUGGUAAUGUUGCUCGAUACUUUGGAAAGAAAAGAGAAGAAGAUGGGCACACCCAUCAGUGGACAGUAUAUGUAAAACCAUAUAGAAAUGAGGAUAUGUCAGCAUAUGUGAAGAAAAUCCAAUUUAAAUUACAUGAAAGCUAUGGCAAUCCUUUGAGAGUUGUUACUAAGCCUCCAUAUGAGAUUACUGAAACAGGAUGGGGUGAAUUCGAAAUAAUCAUCAAAAUAUUUUUCAUUGAUCCUAAUGAAAGACCUGUAACACUGUAUCAUUUAUUAAAGCUGUUUCAGUCAGACACCAAUGCAAUGCUGGGGAAAAAAACAGUGGUUUCAGAGUUUUAUGAUGAAAUGAUAUUUCAAGACCCAACAGCAAUGAUGCAACAAUUAUUGACAACAUCUCGUCAGCUUACCUUAGGAGCCUAUAAGCAUGAAACAGAAUUUGCAGAACUUGAAGUGAAAACCAGAGAAAAAUUAGAAGCUGCAAAAAAAAAAACAAGCUUUGAAAUUGCAGAGCUUAAAGAGAGAUUGAAAGCAAGUCGUGAAACUAUAAAUUGUUUAAAAAAUGAAAUCAGAAAACUGGAAGAAGAUGAUCAGACAAAAGAAAUAUAAACAGUUCUGAAGACAACUUGAUAGUGAGCUAAGAUGAAAAUAAGGUGGACUUUAAAGGAAAGAUGGACUACAAAUGCUACAGUGUUUCUAAAAGGAACUUUGUAUAUAGCUGUCGACCAUAGAUUUUUCAGCAAUGGGGUCAAAGUGUUUGUACUUUACCAGCAAUCUUUAAUGUGAAAUAUGUGUAUAAUAAGAAUGAAUGGUGUAUAGGUAUUUUACCAACCCAUUUUGGAGUAGUUCUGUGAUGUUAAGCACAAUUUUAAAAUAUUUUUAUUGCAUUGUAUGUAUAGCUUAUCCUUUUGACAGGCAUUGAAAUUUCAUUAUAAAGUAUAAUUUGUACAAAUUUUGUACUUCCCCUAGUAGUUAGAAUUAGUCGUAAAAUUAAUGUGUGUAUUAAAUUUUUACCUCCCCCAUCCCAGCUCUUUUGUAUCUGAUGUGCCCGGUGUCCAGUAAGCACUGAAUAAAUGUAGUCUGCAUAUGCUA